Molecule: messenger RNA, 710 nt
Organism: Drosophila eugracilis
Lineage: Eukaryota; Metazoa; Arthropoda; Insecta; Diptera; Drosophilidae
Gene: bcn92
Product: protein bcn92
Exons: 3
Coding region: 164-442 (92 amino acids)
Biological process (GO): iron-sulfur cluster assembly
Cellular component (GO): L-cysteine desulfurase complex; mitochondrion
Source: RefSeq, a predicted model, not a curated record
ACAUGUAAUUUUUAUGUCAUCAGGCGGUAGUCCAAUUGGCUGUUGCCGCAACAAAAACCGGGGUCAAAACAAAACGCCGGCGUUAACACUUAUCAAUUAAAAGGCGCUUCAAAUCUCCAGCCAAAUCUCCUGCUCAGCUGCAUCUGGUCAGGACAGGAUCAGGAUGUCGACCCGUCGCCAGGCUAUCACGUUAUACAGGAAUCUCCUUCGCGAAUCGGAGAAGCUGCCCUCUUAUAACUUCAGAAUGUAUGCUGCCCGCAAGAUACGCGACACAUUCCGCGCCAACAGAGGCAUCCGAGAUUAUGGGGAGAUCGAUCGGCAAAUGGUCGUGGGCCAGCAGAAUCUGGAGCUGAUACGUCGUCAGGUGAUCAUCGGGCACCUGUACAGCGCCGACAAGCUAGUAAUUGAGAACAAGAAGACCUUAAAGCCCUCGGAUGACUGAGGGAAGCACGAGCGAAAGAGGUGGUAGCUGAAGAGAGUACAAUAGCAAAGGAAGAGGAGCAUGAGCUGUAGCAGGAGGCGUUUCUAAUUGAAGACACAACUCGAAAGACUCGAUCACACACAACACAACACACCACACAUAUUGUUGAUUUUAUAGGGCACUUUGCAUCCAUCAAACCAAGAAUCGAAAUCAUUUGCAAGCAAAAAAAAAAACACCAAUUUAAUGUUAUGUUUAACAACAAAGAUGAAAUUAUAUAUACAUACACAUA